CAUUCAGGAACCCAUGAUAUUACGGCGGCAGUGUGCUUACCUCUUGGUAGGGGAGGUCGGUCACGCCGUGGAGGCGGACCGUCCCGGUGAGCUGCAGUACUCUGCCAUGGAAGCCAUGCAGCCGCCCCCCUCCUGUGCUUCUGAAAAUACACGCCAAUGUCGAAGGACAAAUCGCCCAGGCCAUUGGACGGUCACUCACCUUUGUUCUUGGGCAAGUGCGGCAGCGUUGCGGCGGGCCUCGAACACUUGCUUCCGCCACCACUCUUGCCACUGCUCGGUGGUUUUCACGACGGGGCCUUGCGUGUUGAGCUGGUCGGCUAGCUACUGCCACAGCCGUCGGCGGUCGCCAGCAGUGAAGCGCGGCCCCAGCUCGCUGGAUCUUAUAGCCAGCUGGGGAUGCUCUUGCAUGAAGGCGACCGCCGUCUCCUUCUGAGCCUCCGACACGCGCGGCCCCUUCGCCGGUGCUUCUACGUUAAGCGCCAUGGCUUCAACUGAACGACUGAACCAACCGCUUCAAAAUUCGCGCCGUGUGCUUGAAACGGGGUGGUAGCUAGCGCCAUCACUAAACGUUUCGCAAAACUGCGACACCACCUAGCGCCAUUUGAAGACAUUAACCGCAAUAUUUUGUUUCAGUCGUUUUGCAUUCCAAAUUGAAUCUUUGAAAAGCAACACCAACACAUUUUGCUACUCACUCAUAAUAGCAAAAUAUUUCUCAACAUGUUGCAAACGCUUCUCAAUAUAUUAUACGGUCCCCAAGCAGACGUCAAAAGCGUGACGCAGGCUUCCACUUCGCUCACUGGCUGUUUGCUUCCUCUCGUUCUCGCGAACACUGCGAACCGCCUAUUUCGUGACGUUUAGAACGGAGGCGGUCCGUUCUAUUUUGGAACGCGUACAAGAUCGCGCUCCAGAAGCCAGGCGUGUCAAAGCCAAGGAAGUGGCUUGCGUGACUUGGGCCGGCACGUCGGCUAACAAAAACAAAAUGGGAACACGUGCAGCAAUGAAAAAAAAAUAAUAAUCUUUAUUACAAAUAAGCAAUUUGUACAGAUAUCCUUGCUCGGUUUGCUGAAGCCUUCCGUGAGCUUGUAUGGCAGAAACCUGGCAGUCAGGGCAAUGCCUUCUGUAAUCUUAUUACAAGCUAAACGUACUGAAACUAAAAAAAAAGAAAAAAAGAAAAAGGCGUCGCAGGUUUAUCAGGUAAACAUGACAAGAAAACAACACUUAAAUAAUUUAAAUAUAUAUGCUUAUGGAUUAGGGCCUGUAUUCACAAACGGAACUUACCCUUAACUUAUGACUUAAGUAGCCGGUCGAUGCUUAACGCGUUUCAUAAACAAAUCUUGUACUUAAAGUAGACUCUAAUCGACACUUGAGUGCCGGAAAGUAAAGUACGCUCAUUGGCAACCUUAAGUGCGACUUUCGCUACUCUCGCCUAGCAAGCAAGAUGGCCGCCUGCUACGGCAGCCUCGCCGACUUUGCCGAUUUCGCCGGAUGUGUGCGCAAUAUUACGGAGGAUGAGGCAUACCGAUUCGUGUCGCCAUUACGGCCACGGCUUAAGGAUCGACAGAAUCCCAUGGAAGUAUACAACGACGCGGAAUUCUCGUGGCGGUACCGCUUUUCUAAGCAAGCGGUGCUACGGCUGUUGGAAAUGCUGCCACUGGUCCCAAAAGACAAUGAACGCGGUCACCCCGUGCCGCCGCUGCUCCAGCUUCUAAUCGCGCUGCGACUCUACGGCGCCGGAACAUUUCAGGUUGUCACCGGGGACCUCGUUAAUGUUUCGCAAGCAACUGUGUCUCGAAUAAUUGCCCGAAUGUCAAGAACGAUCACCGAGACUUUGUUCCCGCAGCUCGUGAAGUUGCCAAAUGCUAAUGAUUUGGCAUCCCUAAUGGAGGAGUUCUACACCAUCGCACGGUUUCCUGGUGUGAGCGGGUGCAUUGACUGCACUCAUGUACCCAUCAGAAGUCCCGGAGGAGAUGAAGCGGAGGUUUUUCGCUGUCGAAAGGGGUACUUCUCCAUCAAUGUCCAGGCAAUCACAGGGCCUCGGCUUCAAUUUUUUGAUUUGGUUGCCAGCUGGCCCGGCUCAGCACAUGACAGCCGAAUUUUCGAUAAUAGUCGAGCCAGAGUGCAGUACGAAGAAGGGAAUGUGCCUGGCAUCCUACUUGGUGACAAGGGGUACCCCUGCACGUCCUAUCUCAUGACCCUUUUUCGAGAGAUACAAAGCAGCCCUCAGCACAGGUACAAGUGCUACUCAAGGACUCACUGCAGUGUUGAGAGGUCGUUUGGAGUAUGGAAGCGAAGGUUUCCUUGCCUUAAAAUGACUCUUCAGAUAAAAACAAGAUCAGUUCCUAUCGUCAUCACAGCUUGUGCUGCACUACACAACCUCGGCCACCUGCUGAGAGACCCUGUCCCACCUCCUGCACAAAGCCAGGUUCUGCUGGUGGCCUUCCAGCAUCAUCCCAUGACCAGUAGUCGGGCUCAUCAGCGGCGUCUUGACUACGUGCAGUAA
Messenger RNA from Dermacentor andersoni, 2500 nucleotides. The record is from RefSeq and is a predicted model, not a curated record. NCBI's taxonomy places the organism in Eukaryota, Metazoa, Arthropoda, Arachnida, Ixodida, Ixodidae.